UGUCCCUCGGACACAGCGGAUCACCGAUGAUGGAAAGAGCCGAAGAUGUCGGCUCGGUCAUGUGAUCAGCUGUGUCCAAUCACAGCUGAUCACAUGGCACUGAUCAGUGUGCCCUGAUGAUCAGUGUGGCCCCAGCAGUGCCACCUGUCAGUGUCCAUCAGUGCCUUAUGUCAGUGCUCAUCAGUGCCUCGUGCCAGUGCCCAUCAGUGCCAUAUAUCAGUGCCUACCAGUACACAUCAAUGCCACAUAUCAGUGCCCAUCUGAGCUGCCUUUCAGUGUCACCCAUCAGUACCAGUCAGUGCCACCUAUCAAUGCCAAUAAGUGCCACCUAUCAGUGCCAGUCAGUGCCAGUCAGUGCUGCCUAUCAG
Molecule: messenger RNA, 368 nt
Organism: Staurois parvus
Lineage: Eukaryota; Metazoa; Chordata; Amphibia; Anura; Ranidae
Source: the annotation of a GenBank genome assembly